GUUUCAUUUGUGCAGUUUACUCUUUGGUUGCCCGUAACAAAUGGGUGGGGUGACAUUAAUGGAGAAACGUAACGGAGAAAUGGGGAAGAGCUCCCCCUCUCGCGAAAUCAAGCAAUCGCAAGAAACCAGGCGUAGAUUUCUACGAGGAUGCUCGGCAAUUUUCAUGUGAGUCAGAAUCUGAAACGGCUAUCGGUGCAUUGUCAGCUAGUCAACUACUCGUACUUGUUGCUUUCUGCACCCGACUCACCAAAAUUUCUUCCCAAUUUCCACCAAAGACCCAUUCUUUUUCAUAGUUUGGCCUCGCAUCUUUGCAUCGUUACAGUUACACCCCGCCGCACCUGAUAUAGAGAGAUGCCCCACUCGGAAUUUGAAAAAGUGUGUGAGAAGUGGAAAACUGAAACCCUUUUUCCUUCUCUUUCGGUGGCUCCUCCAGAACUUCAAGCACACCUUCACUCCAAUCCAAUUGCUCUUCACCGAACCAUAUAACCAUUCACUGGAAUGGGAGGAUGCUGUUGUUCUGCAAGGAAGAAUCUGCUCCAGGGAACCCAUGUAUUUCACUAUUAUUCGCCGUCUUCAGAGGAGCAUGAGUCUUUGACGUCAAAUGACAGUGCAGCCACUGGAUUCACAACUGAUUUGGACCUUGAUACAUCAAGCCCUGACACUUUCCACCCGCCGCCCAGGCCAAUUCCAUUUGAUGCACUCUUGGGGUGUCCACAACCAUCUGAUGCCAUAGAUUCAAGGAAAAAUGAGCUUGAACAUGUAAAAUCAAGUCCGCUUGCCCUUUCCCUGGACGAAGAAGAGGAUGUUUGUCCCACUUGUCUUGAAGAGUAUAGUGCCGACAACCCAAGAAUAACAGCCAAAUGCAAACACCAUUUUCACCUUUCAUGCAUCCUAGAAUGGAGGGAAAGAAGUGACACAUGCCCAAUAUGCAAUCAGGAAAUGAUAUGUGAAAAUGAACCCCUGUGAUGUAUUUAGUUUUUUUUACCAAAACCAAAUCAGUUUAGAUCGAUAAAUUCAUGGUUCGAAGCAAAGUAAAUACAACCAGGAGGAUCACCAUGCCAAACAUAGCAACCAGACAUAGAACCAACAGCCUUAGCCAAGUCGUGGGCUACCCGCUUCAUAUGAGCAAACUCAAUACCAAAAAUGGUAGCUACUACUAGCUCUUUGAUGAUGUAUUUAGGUUAGCUAGCUGUAUGUAGAAAGUGUAGUCAUCCUGUUUAUGCAAAGGCCAAGAUAGAUUUUAUUUCCAGUUUUGUGUGCUGUGUAGCACACCUGGAAUUUUUUUCUUAUGUUACCAUUAUCCUGUAUAGGUAUCUAUUUCUGUUGUAAAUUAGUUUACUUUUCUGUAAAUAUUGUAUUGGGUUUUAUUUUUAUUGUUGUAUUAUAUACUCUGUAUUAAUUAGUCAUAUAGAAUUGCAUAAGUUAUGAGUUAACAGUUUUGACAUGGUAGCUGUUGCAUUUAA
Messenger RNA from Cuscuta europaea, 1463 nucleotides. The record is from the annotation of a GenBank genome assembly. Lineage: Eukaryota; Viridiplantae; Streptophyta; Magnoliopsida; Solanales; Convolvulaceae.